UAUUCUGUGAUGAUUAGACAUAAGUUGAUUUAAAAUGACAAAAUUUUCAACAUUUAUUACAGCAUAAUUUGCCUUAAUUAGUUACAACUUUGAUCAUUUUUUAAAUAUUCUGUGAUUUGUCUUAAUCAUAUCUUGUCUUAAAAUUUAUUUUCUUCUCUUGUUCCACUUUACAAAUUUUUCACUUGUUUACCAUCAGCAUCAUUUGUCAAAUUUUACUUUAUUUAGACCGAUUUGAACGGAUAUUUGACUAAAGCCAAUUAAUAAUCAUGGCCUGUGACUUAAGUGAUCACUCAACACCAGUUGUAGCCUCUGUUUUAGUAUUGACAGAAUCUCCUGUGGAAGAUUCUGAUGAUAGUACAGAAUCUGAGAUGAUACCUGCUUCUAAUCGUUUCAUCUGUGGUCAACCAGCUCAAUCGUAUAGUCCCUACAAUCGUCAUCUACCUUAUGCUUCUGUUCUUGAAGAAGAAGCAGCCAAUUAUUUCAAAGAAAUUAAGGCAAACUUGGGAAAAUGUUUACUCCUGUCCGUUCACAAAACUGAUUGUGUUAGUGAGGUAAAAUAUUACCUUGCUCUGUAUGAGCAAUAUUUUACCAAAGAAGAUCAUAUACUGUUAAUCAAAUUGUUUUUCCAAGCCAUGCAAAUACCUGGAAUUGAAAUGUCCACUUUAUCAGGCAUUGUAUCAAUUCUAAAUUCAUUGUUAAGGAAGCAACGUUUAAUAUCAUCAAAAGAUUUAGUAAUUGAAUGGCGUCCUCUCUACGAUAUCUACUGCAAGUUCAUAUUUGAAAGGAAAAAUCUAUUCUUGAUGGGCCAAUCUUAUGGUUUCGAAUCAAAUAUCAGGAGCCUUAUUGAAUUAUCUAGAAAUUAUUUUGCAGUUGAAGCAACUAAAGAGAUUCUUGAUGAACUUCGUCCAGUUCUAUGUCCAUUCACAACUUGUAAAAUAUUUCGUUGCGCUUUUCUACUAGGACUUUUUCUGCCCACUAAGAUGUUUCCCGAACAUCAUGAUAAAGGAUACAAACUCUGGUUUGAUGAAAUCGUGGCCCUUUGGGCAGGACCUAAUGCUAUUCAGUAUGAAAACAUUUUGUUUAAAUUGUUAUCUCGAUUGGCAGUGCACAAUGUUGGCUACAUCGAUUGGACACCAUACAUGCCUACCAUUUUCAACAAAUAUACCAAAGCCAUGAAUAAUUCUGUUAUUCAAUCACCAUUGGCAAUUCUUGCACUUUCUACUGAUUGUUCAUCUUUGGUUAAUUGGAUUGUUGCCAUGAUUGGUGGACCUCAAUCAAAAGCUCUCGAAUACAUUGAAGGUCUUUUCAAAGCAGUAGAAUCAAAUUUCCAUCCUAGUAACAUGUCUCGGUGGAACUCACAAUUAACCAAUAUACUGUCUAGAUUAUCUUUGACUUUCAUAAGACGUAUACAUUGUGAAAGAUACCGUAAAAAAUCAUGGGAACCUAAAGCUCCAAAAGAGUAUCAGAUAACAGAUGCCGAGAUUGACAAAUUUGUUGACAUUUUGCUACCAAUUUUGUUAACAACAAUGUUUUCACGGUUUGGAACUGGAGCUACAUUUACUGCUCUUCGUGAUCUAGCAUGGCUACGACCAGAGAAAGUUAUCCCACCUUUAGUUGAAAAAUUAUACAUUGCUCUCGAUUCUAAUUUAGAAGCUCAUCGACUUAAUUCUCUGAUGUCCGCCUUGACAGUAGUUGGACCUAUUAUGGUUAAUGGUCUUGAUCGUUAUGAAGAUGGUAAAACUCAUCUCAUCAACUUACUUUUUUCAUCACUUCCUGGGCUUGAUUGUAAUGACAUUAAAAAGUGCGGCAACACCUUUGGACUAAUCACUAAUCUGGUAGAUUCUGUACCUUUGAUGGAUUGCUCAGCGAUGAUUGACAUUCGUGAUGACUUGACAGAAAAUGAGUACAACAUUGCUUUGGAAACGGCUCGAUUCGAAGAAUUUGUUUUAAUCUUUCUAGAAAAAGUGUUGACUUUAGUUGAAAAUUAUUCACCAGAACAUAGACCAGAAAAGAUUGAUAAUGAUCCCAUCAAACAAAGUUCAGAUGAAUCGUAUUUCGAGUCAUCCAUGGUGAUUUCUUUAUCCACGGUUCUCUAUCAUUCUUCUCCUCAAAUUUUUGAUAAAGCUUUGGACAAGAUGUUUAUUUUCCUUGGAGGUCGACUUUUUGAAUCUAGGUCUACAAUUAAACUAAUGGCUAUAGUUUGUGAACUUUUUGCUAAGGUUCGCCCGAAGAAAGUUUUAGACAAAUUUAUGCCUUACUUACAUUCAACAAUCAUGGGCUUAACGGAGAAUGAAGAUGUUUUUGAAGAAGAUUCAAUUGAUGUUCAACUUUCAUUAGCUUUACAAAUUGCCUCUGCAAUAGUUGUUGAAGGAAGCGCUCUCGAACAACAUCAACAGAAAAUAAUUGAUAUUGUUAGACGAGGCUUGAAGUUGAAACACAGUCAAGGAUACAAACCCGCUGCUGCUAUCCUUAAAAACUGCUUUGAAUGCUUAACGACAGUUUAUCCAAGCUCGAAAAAUAGUUUCAGUUUAUCAUGGGAACAAUUAUCCGACUUUAAAAAUAUCAAUCCUAUCCGUCUAUGGGGUAUUCACGAAAAAGAGGAUGACAUUGUCAUUGAUUGGUUUGUGCCUUCAGAAACUGAAAUUACAUUUGCACAGAAAUUACUAGAUGAAUUUUUAGUAACUGAAUUACAAUGUCUCAAAGAAUGGACUGAAGAUCAACGGACACUAACUCGUGAGUCAGUUCACAGAAGUUUAAAUGUUGUCCUCUACUGUGUUAGUGGUGCUUUUUGUGUCUUACCUCCUUUUGAUUCGGAUGAAUAUGUUAUCCUUGAUACUCCUGUUCCACCUCCACGUGAACGUGUUCACGAGAUCGGGACCAAACCAUUGUUUCUUUCCUCUGGAGUUAAUCCUCGUCAACUUGUUGCUGAAUCAACGCGAAAAAUUUUAAAGCACAUAAUCAGCCAUUGUGAUGAUGACAUCAAAUCGUUAGAUCUUAUCAUUUGUAUAUACCAAUUUGUCUUAGGAUGGAUGAAAAGUGGACGUUUUAUGAAAAUUAAUCGUGAAAAUUAUUCUGCUAUGAGGAAAAAUUUUGAUAAUAAACUUUAUGGUCGUAAAAAAUUACCAAGAAAAAUUGUAGUAGACAGAGUGCGGAUUCAACAUGAGACAAGAAUGUCUCACAGAGUUUGGGGAAAAUUCACAAAUCUUCACCGUGAUCUGGUUCUUGAUCUCUUUGCUCUUGCAUUGAGUCAUUAUUCUGAAGUUAGAGCUAAAGCUCAUGCAGCUUUAUCUCUAUUCAAACAUCCUUUUGGUUAUCGUUUGAUAGCUUCUGAAUUAACCAAAGUGUUUGCUAAGAAACGUGCCGGAGAAACAGAAGAAAUUCAAGGAGCUCUUUCAAUUCUGCUUAAUCACCAUACAGCUGCUUUUAUGGGAGUCUCUGACUGGGAAUGUGUUACACCAUUGUGGUUGUCUUUAAUCAACACAGAAUACAGUGAAAAGCCAGCAAUUAUUGUCUUAAUUGAGCAACUUAGUAAACAUGCAUUCUCCAAACUUCAACCAUUAUUGAUAAACUUUGAAAUAUCUACUGAACUUCAAAAUAUUGGCAAACAACUUUACACUCGUGGUAUUUUACCUAAUUUGCCUAUGCCUAGUGAGGAGGAAAUCAAUAAAGGAAUGAUUUCAUGUCAAGCCGCCAAUAAAGCAAAUCGUGAUCUUUAUGAAUCGUUUGUUCAUUCGUUGGUUGAUUCAAUUGAAAGUGGAAAACUUCAUUGGCGUCAUUUACAAUUUGCCUUUCUUUUACUACAGUCUCUCAUUCGUAAAGACAUCAAAUUUCCUAUUGAAGGAGUUCGCAUACUUGUUAAAAAUUUAAUUAAUGAUCACAUUUCUAUCCGACGUAUUUGUAUCAAUGGUGUUGCUGCCAUUUUACGACAACACAAACGUAAAAUUGAAUUUGAACAUACUUUUGUUGACUACAACUCUGACGAUGUUAAAUCCUGUGAUUGGCUUUAUAUACGACCAGAAAUUGAUUAUAUGGAUGAAACCGUGUGGAAAUCAACGAAAUUUGUCAAUUCCACAUUUAUAAGUCCUACUUACUGUCCUCAUGAAGGUGUCAAAUAUUACACUGAUGCUCAAGCUUUACCUGCUCGCAAUUUAGACUCUGUUGGUCCCGAUGAAGCUGUAAUCCUUGAAUUUUUCCUAGACAAAGCUAAGGUCACUAAACUUCUGGACUUUAUCACACUUGAUGAUAAAAAAACUAGUUUACUGGGACCAAGGCGAUACAAGCUGUUCCAAGGAUUAUUUUGCAACUUUGGUAUAACACCUUUAGAUUGUUUCCGUGAUUUCCUUGAAAACAUGACUCUUGAAACUAAAGAUAAUAUUCAUAAAUGUGGUUGUGAUAUAUUAACGGGUCUUGUUCGAGGGUCUAAAUAUUGGCCUUACAAAGAUAUCAUUUCUCUGCGACAAUUUUUGGAACCUGUUAUGAAGAAACUAUUGAAAAUCAUUUCUCGUGAAACAACUGAACAUUAUGUUGAAUUUUGUUCCUUUGGUUUUCGUCGGUUGGAUGGUCGGCGUUUCUCUUGGCUACUUUCGUAUCUUAUUGAAGAUCCUCUUUGCUCUAAUGAUACAGCUGCAACUUCAUUCCAAUCUUUUUCACGAUUGAAAAUUUUGAGUGAUGUGCUCACUAGUCAAUGUUGGCGAGCCAUGCCUUAUAUAAGACUUUUAUUUGAUCACAUAUUGAAACAUAAUCAUCUGAAAAACUCAUAUCAAAAUAUACGACAAUUGAUUGGUUGUUCAUUAACUCAAUUAUUACAAUUUGAUAAUGAUUUCUUCAAUUCAGCUAACAAAACUUUGCAAAAUUAUCCUAAAAUUGAUGAACUUUUAGCCGUUGCAUUACCAGAGUUAGAGGCAGCUUGUAUCAACGACAAGCAGCCAUCUUUAUCACCACCAUCUUCAUCACAUUCACCAUCAUCAUCAUCAUCUUCAGAGGUUGUUGUUGUAGAUUCCAGUAGUAAUUCGGUCGAUGAAUUUGAUAAAGAUUGUAGCAAUCUUGUCACAACUAUUUGUUAUUGGAUUCACCCUCAUCUAUCACUGAAUCCUUUCAUAACCAGACCUUUGAUUCUUCAGCUUGUACCAAUUGUCUGUGAGAUUAAAUAUCGUGCAAAAGAUGAUGAGCUAACUGCAUCAGCACAUGAAGCCUUAAAUUCAAUCGGUCAAUGCUCUAUCAAUGAAAAAUUCAUUAAUGCUGCUUUAGGUGUUUGCCAAAAGAUGAAAGUAAAUAAAUCAUGGCAUACUCGAGUUUGUGUUAUUUCAUUUCUCCAAUUGAUGGUUUCAUCCAAUCUUUUUACUCUUAUGAAUGAUCCUGAGCGCAAUCAAACAGUAGCUAAUUUAAUCUUUGAUCUUCUUCAAGACGAUCGUUUGGAAGUUCGAGAAAAGGCCGCCGGUUUACUUGGUGGCCUUAUUCAUUACCAAUUUAUAAAGGUUGAUAAAACACUGAUUAAUCGGUUUAAAAGGAAAUGUGCACGAAAAUUGACUCGAAGUACACAAAACUUCGGCUAUGAUAGCUCCGAGUUGAAUGAAAAACAUGGCGGCGCUCUUGGUUUAUGUUCAAUUGUACAUGCUUAUCCAUAUGAUGUUCCCGAAUUUCUUCCAGAUGUUCUCAUGUUUCUUGGUGAUCACCUUCAUGAUCCUCAACCAAUUCCAACAACCAUCAGAAAGGCUCUCUCAGACUUUAAGAGGACCCAUCAUGACAAUUGGCGUCAACAUAAGGAAAAAUUCAAUGAAGAUCAACUUGCGAUAAUUACAGAUUUACUGGUUUCACCAAACUAUUAUGCCUAAUUUUGUUUCAAUUCAAUCAAAGUCAUGUUAAACAAGCUGAAAAAUUAAACGGACAAAAUGAUUUAGAAAUGAAUAACGACACUAAUAAAUAAUCAUAAUUUUAGAUGGAUCUACCCAUUGGAAAUGAAAAUCAGGUCGAAUGGUUUGACAAAGUUGAAAUCUGGUGAUAAUAAUCAAAGUCAACUAGCCACCCAAUUUGACGUAACAAAACCAUUGGUAUAACUCUUUAUAGAAUCUAAUACGAAAAUAUUAUAAUUAUAAAAAAAUACAAAUGAAUAUUGUUAAAAUUUGAAAAUACUAAGGCAAUAUAAAAUUAAGAAUACACUGAAAA
Messenger RNA from Tetranychus urticae (two-spotted spider mite), 6162 nucleotides. Its product is annotated as proteasome activator complex subunit 4. The record is from RefSeq and is a predicted model, not a curated record. Gene Ontology annotation, cellular component: nucleus; cytosol. Lineage: Eukaryota; Metazoa; Arthropoda; Arachnida; Trombidiformes; Tetranychidae. Gene Ontology annotation, biological process: proteasomal ubiquitin-independent protein catabolic process. Gene Ontology annotation, molecular function: peptidase activator activity; proteasome binding.